Neltuma alba is the source of this 1946-nucleotide messenger RNA. RefSeq names its product protein PIN-LIKES 3-like. The record is from RefSeq and is a predicted model, not a curated record. Gene Ontology annotation, biological process: endoplasmic reticulum to cytosol auxin transport. Gene Ontology annotation, cellular component: membrane. The transcript is spliced from 10 exons. NCBI's taxonomy places the organism in Eukaryota, Viridiplantae, Streptophyta, Magnoliopsida, Fabales, Fabaceae. The coding region runs from base 403 to 1674 and encodes 423 amino acids.
GGACUUUCGUGUAUGAUCCAAUCAACCCUUAAUUCUCUAAUUUUGACCGUUUGACUUUUUUCUGGUUUUGGCCUAUUCUCUCUGUUAGAUUGUUUAGUUUUGAAGAUUUAUUGAUUAGAAACAAACUUGUACCUUAGAAUAUCACUGUGUUGCUAGUGUUUCGAGUAUCCCACGGGUUACUGCUCCUGAAUAUGCUAUGAUAUGUUAUGCAGACGCACGCACAUACAUAACACAACACAUGCUUCUGAAGACUCAAAUUCUUGUCUCAGGCCAAAAAGAAUAAUGAUGAUGUUCACUUCAUAUUCUUGUCUCAAAUUCUUGUUUCGCGAAAUUAGAUGGUGAAUAAGAGGACAGAGGAAGAGAGGCAUAUUCAUUUUCCUUGUUUUAAAGAAAGAGGACACCAUGGAGUUCUGGAAACUCUUCGUUACGGCGUUAAUGCCAGUCCUGAAGGUGCUCUUUCUGACUGCUAUUGGCACAAUUCUAGCACUGGAUCGAUUUGGUAUACUGAAAAAGGACGCUAGGAUGCACCUAAAUACUAUGGUAUUUUUUGUCUUUACUCCCGCUUUUGCUCUCAGCAACCUGGCUGAAGCCAUUACAUUUAAGAGCUUAAUUAUGCUGUGGUUCAUGCCAUUGAAUAUUCUUCUGACUUUUAUCAUCGGUUCUGCUCUCGGAUGGUUACUUAUCAAAAUAACCAGAGCUCCUCGUCAUUUGCAUGGGCUCGUGUUGGGAUGCUGUGCAGCAGGAAAUUUGGGAAACAUGCCUCUUAUCAUAGUUCCAGCUGUAUGUAAAGAAACAAGCAGGCCUUUUGGAGAUGAGGAUGCCUGUAACAGAAAUGGACUGGCAUAUGCUUCUCUAUCCAUGGCACUGGGAAACAUUUUCAUAUGGACUUAUGUCUACAACCUUGUCCGUAUAUCUUCAUGCAAGAAUUCCAAAGCAAGCGAAGUUGAUGAUUCCCCAAUGAAUCCUGCAUCUUUGCCUAAAACCAGUCCUGAUAACAUUUCAACAUUUCCAGUUGGAGCAGUGGUCUUUGCAGAGAAUAUCUCACAGGCAAAAGACUCUGCCAAUGGACUUGAAAUUGAGAUUGCAAGGCAUGACAGAGUAGGAAAGAGUUCGCAGGUAACAAAACAGGCAAAGUUGAUGAAGCUAUUAAAAAAAUUAGCAGAAAAGAUCAAUCUUAAGGCCCUGUUAGCACCUGCAACAGCUGGAUCGAUCAUCGGCUUAAUGAUCGGUGUAAUCCCUCAAUUUCAAAAGGCAUUAGUUGGUGAUAAUGCUCCUCUUCAUGUAAUUGAAGACUCUGUAUCCAUGCUUGGCGAUGCAGCUAUUCCAGCUAUGACCUUGUUAGUUGGGGCAAAUCUUCUAAAUGGUUUGAAAGGAUCAAGUAUGCAACUCCCAAUUAUUAUAGGGAUCAUUAUUGUUAGAUAUGUAGCCUUGCCGGCCUUUGGCAUAGGCAUUCUUAAAGGUGCAAUCCAUAUCGGCUUGAUCCACCACGAUCCAUUGUACAAGUUUCUUUUACUGCUUCAAUAUGCUGUUCCCCCUGCAGUAAGCAUAAGUACAAUUACUCAGUUAUUUGGGGCUGGCGUAGGUGAAUGCUCAGUCGUGAUGCUAGCAACUUAUGGCUGUGCCUCUGCUUCGCUGACUCUGUGGUCCACAUUGUUCAUGUGGCUUGUACUAUAGAGCUUUUCUGCUGCAUUCCCUUUCUUCAAACUUGAAAGCAAAGCACAUUGGAGUCUCAAAAUAGGAAACUAGGAAGAAGGAAUGUGUAGCGCAAAUUCCAGCAAACAAAUGAAUUACGCUAUCGUGGUAUCAAUGAUUUACCAACGAAUGCAUUUUUUUUUUUGUCAUUUUGAUAUUUCAAAUUCAAAUGUUGUUGUCAAUCUAGUGGCCACCGCUGCUGGAUUGGUAAUGAACAGUACAGUCCACUAUGUUUAAUUGCUGUCUUCUCAGAA